ACCGGUCUGUUAAGUUUGGCCGGUCUUUGUCAACACCUGAAACACCUGAAUCUGGGCUCAUGCAUGGAUGUACAAGACAUGGAUACGGUACUCGAUCACUUGACACGGAACAAUACUGAUUUACGAUCAGUUAAUCUUUGGCGUUGUGUAACCCUAUCUUCUGUGGGACUAGACUAUCUGACUCGAUCCUGUCCCAAACUGGAAGAGUUAGAUCUGGGCUGGUGUCGGAAUAUGACUAUCACACCGGAGUCCAAUUGUGUCACGCGGUUGAUUCAGCACUGUCAUCAAAUUCGCAAAUUGUUUUUAAGCGGCACAAGUUUGUUGAAUGCUGACGACCUGCUGCUAGUCGGUCAACACCUCGGAUCCAGUCUGGAACAAUUCGACAUUCAAGGCUCAAUAAACAUCACAGUCGCAUCACUCGUAUCGUUGCUUGGACAGUGUUCUCGUCUGCGCUUGUUGGACAUUUCGUUUUGUGCCAAUAUACCACUUCAUGGUGUGGUUCGAUUGCGUCAACUGUUCCCAACAUGUACCAUAAUCUCUUCUGUACGGGAUCUGGGCGCGGAUGAAGUCGGGCAACCAAUACACCAAGUUUUAGUCGAUGAGUUGCUUGAUGAAUUGGAAAAUCCUGCCGACCAGCUGUUCGGUUUAAGAGCUCUGUGGUCUCGUGCAUUACUUGGAGGGCCAGAGCUGCUCGCAUUACCGGCACCGCAUCGAUUAGCCGCGAUCGCCGGGCCAUCCGCCUCUUCCUCGGUCGACUGA
Molecule: messenger RNA, 759 nt
Organism: Echinostoma caproni
Lineage: Eukaryota; Metazoa; Platyhelminthes; Trematoda; Plagiorchiida; Echinostomatidae
Source: the annotation of a GenBank genome assembly